Messenger RNA from Pseudoliparis swirei, 989 nucleotides. RefSeq lists its product as uncharacterized. Bases 153 to 989 code for a protein of 278 amino acids. The transcript is spliced from 9 exons. NCBI's taxonomy places the organism in Eukaryota, Metazoa, Chordata, Actinopteri, Perciformes, Liparidae. The record is from RefSeq and is a predicted model, not a curated record.
CAGAUAGUCCCAUGGACUACAAGGAGACACGUGGUCACUAUACUGUUGUAUAAUAUUUCGAUUGUAAUUCAUCUUUAUAUAAAUAUAUAUAUUCAAUCACUCUUUUAGUAUAAAACAUACACUGACGCUGUGUUUUUAUUAAUUAGCAGAUCAUGGAUAAUAUAAAUAUUGGUAACACCGAAAAUAUGCCUCCAUCAGCUGCUGUAUGUUCCGGUAACAGGCUGAAACGUAGGCGUCCUCCUCCAGGCGUAAAGACAUGCGCACCAACGCCGUUUGACUCCGCCCCACCGGUCAAUGACGCUGCAUCAGAACUAGAUGCGGCCAUAGCUGUUAUUACCGGGGAUGUCACUUUCAAGACACCUAUGAGAUCUGCCUGUGUUAAACUAUUGACACAUCCUGUUGUAUACAGUCAGGACAUCGGUGCACAGCUAUCAGCAUACCGUCAGGACAUUGGUGCACAGCUAUCAGAGGAUUUUCAGUGCAGACCAGUCCUAGCAUCAGCCAUCCCCUCAUCAGAUGAUGAACCCCUGAGCUGUGCUCAGUUGUAUACACCCUCAUCACCACAGCCAAAGAAGAAGAAGAAGCAGAAGAAGCUGAUACAUAACAGAGCGGCGAUUCCAUUAUCAAGGGAGACGCAGACCAUUGAUAAUACAUGCUCUUCUGAGACACAAACACCUCGGGAGCCAACGACAAGAACAAUUGCUACACAGACGAAGCGGUGUAUUCAAACCGUCCCCAAGAAGGCCAUUAAAAGAACCGUGAAAGCCUCACAGGAGCCAACACAGACGAAGCAGUUGAUUCAAACCGUCCCCAAGAAGGCCAUUAAAAGAUCUGUGAAAGCCUCCAUUACCCAAGUCCACACAGGCAGCAGCAGCAGCAGCAGCAGCAGCAGCAGCAGCAGUAACGUCAACAAUACACCCUACGACUACUGCGCCGAUGACAUUGAGAUAAAUUCAGGUUUUGACGCAACGUCCCCACAGAGGGGCUGA